GGAUCAUCUUAAGAGGAAUCCUUGAAACUGUGGGAGGGUUUCGUUCCAUUGUUUUGCCUGGUUUUAGAUCUGCAGAAGAAAGGCAUGCAGCAUCUUGAAAUCCCAACAGCCUGGCUACUUCCCUAAGAUUUGCAUGAAAUUCAGCUGCAGCCUUCAAAGGGAUUUGAGUGGAUUGGAUUCUUUAAGGCUUCUCUGCAGAAUGUCAAGCAAAGAUCGACACAUUGAUUCUAGCUGUUCGUCGUACAUCAAGACGGAGCCGUCGAGCCCUGCCUCUCUGACGGACAGCAUCAACCAUCACAGCCCCGGUGGCUCCUCAGACGCCAGCGGGAGCUACAGUUCCACCAUGAAUGGACAUCAGAAUGGUCUGGACUCACCUCCCCUCUACCCUUCAGCCACGGGGCUUGGGGGCAACGGGCCCGUCAGGAAACGGUACGAUGACUGCUCCAGUACCAUCGCUGAAGAUUCACAGACCAAAUGUGAAUAUAUGCUGAACUCGAUGCCCAAAAGACUGUGUUUGGUGUGUGGUGACAUUGCAUCAGGGUACCACUAUGGAGUGGCUUCCUGCGAGGCCUGCAAGGCUUUCUUCAAGAGGACAAUUCAAGGUAACAUAGAAUACAGCUGCCCAGCAACAAACGAAUGUGAAAUCACAAAGCGCAGACGCAAAUCCUGCCAAGCCUGCCGCUUCAUGAAGUGUCUAAAAGUUGGCAUGCUGAAAGAAGGUGUCCGCCUAGAUAGAGUACGUGGAGGUCGCCAGAAGUACAAGCGCAGAAUAGAUGCAGAGAAUAGCCCAUACCUGAACCCUCAGCUAGUUCAGCCAGCAAAAAAGCCAUAUAACAAGAUUGUCUCCCAUUUGCUGGUGGCUGAACCAGAGAAGAUCUAUGCGAUGCCUGACCCCACUGUUCCAGACAGUGACAUCAAAGCACUUACCACUCUUUGUGACCUGGCAGACAGAGAACUGGUGGUGAUCAUUGGAUGGGCUAAGCAUAUUCCAGGAUUCUCUACUUUGUCUCUAGCUGACCAGAUGAGCCUUCUGCAGAGUGCUUGGAUGGAGAUUUUGAUUCUCGGUGUUGUAUACCGGUCACUUUCUUUUGAGGAUGAGCUUGUUUAUGCUGAAGACUAUAUUAUGGAUGAAGACCAGUCCAAAUUGGCAGGCCUUCUUGACCUUAACAAUGCCAUACUGCAACUGGUAAAGAAAUACAAGAGCAUGAAGCUGGAGAAAGAAGAGUUUGUCACCCUCAAAGCUAUAGCACUUGCUAAUUCAGACUCAAUGCACAUAGAGGACGUUGAGGCAGUGCAGAAACUUCAGGACGUCUUACACGAGGCUCUGCAGGAUUACGAGGCCGGACAGCACAUGGAAGACCCGCGUCGUGCCGGCAAGAUGCUGAUGACUCUCCCACUUCUGAGGCAAACCUCCACCAAGGCUGUGCAGCAUUUCUACAACAUCAAACUGGAAGGCAAAGUUCCCAUGCACAAACUUUUUUUGGAAAUGCUGGAGGCCAAGGUCUGACUAAAGCAUCAUGGGCUUUCCCAUCAUGCACGUUUUAAAAGAAAAAAAAAAAAAGGGAAAUAAACAGGAUAAUAAUGGCAAAGAAACUUAGUGUUUAAUUAAGGAAAAAAAAUGACUGCACUGAUAUUUAGCAGCAAGACUGUGAAGCAGCUUUCAACUUUUUCUUCUGUGUCUUUCUGAUGCAGUUUUUCCUUUCCUUUUCCUUUUCUCUCUUUUCCUUUCUGUUCUUUCCUUUUCUUUUUCCUUUUCUCUUUUUCCUUUGCUGCUGAACUUUUUAAAAGAGGUCUCUAAUUGAAGAGAGAUGGAAGCCAGGCCUGCCAAAGGAUGGAAAUCCAUAAUAUGGAUGCCAGUGAACUUAUUAUGAACCAUAAUGUCCCCAAUGACAAAGGAAUCAAAGAGAGAACCACCGUACCUAGCAGUACAGUACAACACGAUGAACUGACUGAAUGCAGUAUUAGAUUUCAUAGGAGCAGUCUCUAAUUAGACGACUAAGCGACGAUGCAUCGGCUGCUUCUUAUCAUUGCAUUUUCCAUCUAGAUCAGUUACAGCCAUUUGAUUCCUUAAUUGUUUUUUCGAGUCUUCCAGAUAUUUCUUAGGUUAGCUACAAUGUAACUUUUUCAGGGAAUAGUUUAAGCUUUAUUCAUUCAUGCAAUACUAAAGAGAAAGAAAUACUGCAUUUUUGUGCUGGCUUGAACAAUGAUGAACAAUAAUGAAGGACAAAUGAAUCCUGAAGGAAGAUUUUUUUAAAUGUUUUGUUUCUUCUUACUAACGGAGAUUUUUUUGUACCAGCUUUACCAGUUUUCAGCCAUUUAUUAAUGUGGGAAUUUAUCUUACUAAAGCAAUAGUUGAAGGGAAGGUGCAUAUUAUCACGGAUGCAAUUUAUGUUGUGUGCCAGUCUGGUCCAAAACAUCCAGUUUCUUAACAUGAGCUCCAGUUUAUAACUAAAUGUUCACUGACUCAAAGGAUUAGAUUACACCUACAGUAUAUCUGAGUAGUCUAGCAUAUAAAUACGCCAUGUCAAAUACCAAUCUAUAAAGGUGUUAGGAGACAGCGACUGUACAGAGGUAUAGUUGCUAUGUGAUUUCUAACUGCUUCAGUUGUCGAUGAAUGAGAUACUGCCUGUUUGCAAAAUUAUAACCUUACACACAGAGAAACCCUCAGUAGCUUAGAGGCAAUAAGGCAAACGCCAACGUCUGCGAAAUUAAGAAAUCAGAGUAGUAGACUUCUGACCAAAUUCAACGAUUUAACACUUCUAUACCUUAUUUAUUAAUUUAGAUUUUAUUUUGUAAAUUGCAAUUGUUAACAAGUAGCUAAACCAGUAUACGUGCUUUUCAACCAGUAUUGUCACAGCAUGGAAGUCAGUCAGUUUCAAGACUGUUAAGAGGUGUAAUCUAAUGUAUAAACCGAUUAGAUGCCCCCAGAAAACUACAGUCGCUAAAUAACCAAUAAACAGUAACCUCCAUCAAACGCUAUACCAAUGUACCAGUGUUAGUAGCUGCUCCCUGUACUAUGUGAACAUCCUUAUUCUAUGUACACAGAUGUAAUUAAAAUUGUAAUCCUAACAAACAAAAGAAAUGUAGUUCAGCUUUUCAAUGUUUCAUGUUUGCUGUGCUUUUCUGAAUUUUUAUGUUGCAUUCAAAGACUGUUGUCUUGUUCUUCUUGUGGUGUUUGGAUUCUUGUGGUGUGUGCUUAUAGACACAGGGUAGAAUUAGAGACAAUAUUGGAUGUACAAUUCCUCAGGAGAUUACAGUAGUAUAUUCUAUUCCUUACCGGUAAUAAGGUUCUUCCUAGUAAUAAUUAAGAGAUCGAAACUCCAAACAAAUACUCGUUAUGAACAGAUACACAUCGAAAUCAUAAUAUUUUCAAAACAAGGGAUAAUUUCUGUAACAGUUUAUUAUAGAAUACCAAUGUAUAGCUUAGAAAUAAAACUUUGAAUAUUUCAAGAUUAUAGAUAAGUCUAAUUUUUAAACGCUGUAAAUAUAGCUUUUAUCCAAUCAUCUCUCAGAUGUUGUUAUUAACUCGCUCUGUGUUGUUGCAAAACUUUUUUGGUGCGGACAAGUUUCCAAAACUAUUGCUACGUUGUGUGCUUUAAACAAAAUAACAAUGGGCCGAUGCGACAUCGGCCUCGUGCUAGAAAAGACUGUGUAUCUAUCAUUAGCUAUAUGGGACUAUAUUGUAGGUUGUGUUUUCUCAGUAGAGAAGUGACUGUAGUGUGAUUCUAGGUAAAUCAUCAUAAGCAAUUCAUUCAGAUGGUCAAUAACUUGAAAUUUAUAGCUGUGAUAGGAGUUCAGAAAUUGGCACAUCCCUUUUUAAAAAAAGUCAGAAAAAAUACAACUCCUGGGAAAAAGGUGCUGAUUCUAUAAGAUUAUUUAUAUAUGUAAGAGUGCAAAAAAAAAAGUUUAUUUUCCAGAAAGUUUGUGCAGGGUUUAAGUUGCUACUGUUCAAGUACACUAUAUAUAUAUAAAUAUAUAAUAUAAAUAUUGUUUUUGCUGUAUCACAUUAAAGAACUUGGGCUUCAGGGUCAAAAGCCAGUCGACUAGAAAUAUACAAAAACACACACAAAAGAAAAUGGAGAUGUGUUAAAGGCACACGGUGCAAAUUUUAGUUUUUGUUUUCAGUAAUUUUUGGAGCUGCAAAAGAACAAGUAUCUCAAGACUGUAAAAGCAUUACCUGAACUAGAGCUAAAAGAACUGCACGGGCUUUACCAUAUUGUUCAUCUUAAACCUUGCUGGAGAAGAGUUCUUACAAGACCACUUACUUAAUGUGAAGUGUUGGGAAAUUUUCGAAGGGUGUAUGUUUUAGCCAUAACAAUUUAAUUUCUAUUUUUGCUUCAUUUUUUAAUUUUUUCUUAUUUAAAGCAAUAUGAUUGUGUGACUCCCAGAAGUUACACAUUUGUUUCAAUCAGAUCAGAUUGUUGUAUUUAUUCCACUAUUUUGCAUUUAAAUGAUAACAUAAAAAGAUAUAAAAAAUUAAAACUGCUAUUUUUCUUAUAGAAGAGAAAAUGGGUGUUGGUGAUUGUAUUUUAAUUAUUUAAGCGUCUCUGUUUACCUGCCUAGGAAAACAUUUUAUGGCAGUCUUAUCGUGCAAAGAUCGCAAAAGGACAAAAAAAAAAUUAAACUGCUUAUAAUAAUCCAGGAGUUGCAUAAUAGCCAGUAGUUAAAAAGCGAAACAGAACAAAAAAUAAAAACAAACAUGUCUAUAGCUGUAGAUGGGCUUCACAUCUGUAUAGCAAUCAACUGUAUAUUUUUGUGAUGUGUAUCAUACCGUGUGCUCCAACCAAUGUCCAUUUGUGUAAAUGUAUUUAUUUUAUAUUGUAUAUAUUGUUAAAUGCAAAAAGGAGAUAUGAUUCUGUAACUCCAAUCAGUUCAGAUGUGUAACUCAAAUUAUUAUGCCUUUCAGGAUGAUGGUAGAGCAAUAUUAAACAAGCUUCCACUUUU
Messenger RNA from Meleagris gallopavo (turkey), 4944 nucleotides. It is a transcript of the gene ESRRG, whose product is annotated as estrogen related receptor gamma. Gene Ontology annotation, molecular function: nuclear steroid receptor activity; zinc ion binding; steroid binding. Gene Ontology annotation, cellular component: nucleus. Lineage: Eukaryota; Metazoa; Chordata; Aves; Galliformes; Phasianidae. The record is from RefSeq and is a predicted model, not a curated record. Gene Ontology annotation, biological process: regulation of DNA-templated transcription.